Molecule: messenger RNA, 2894 nt
Organism: Mizuhopecten yessoensis (Yesso scallop)
Lineage: Eukaryota; Metazoa; Mollusca; Bivalvia; Pectinida; Pectinidae
Product: protein TBATA-like
Exons: 10
Coding region: 292-1641 (449 amino acids)
Source: RefSeq, a predicted model, not a curated record
UAGUUUUAAACACACAGUAGAUUCCGGCACACACAGCAUUCGUCCUAUGAGAUUAACACACUAAUCGUGGGCCGGUAUAUAUUGUUCCAAUAGGCUCUAUUAAUCAGUCGACUAUUGACUAAGUCCGUGGCCUUAGCGUCCUUGGUUACCCGUCGCCAUGCUGUUCGAGCGUCUCCGUGAAUUAGACCUUACCUGGAUCAGCCCUCUAUAGCUACCGUUGUGUCGCUAACACCUGACAAACAGGGGAAAUUACACCUAUACAAAACCAGAAUAUUUGUUUCCUGGCAGUGGAUGAGCCAGUCGGAAGUGUUUCGACCAUCAAACGGAGAUUUAAUUGCGCGGCCAGGUCCCGUCGACGAAGGUUUCAUGGCGUCCGUUGACAGUUUUAGGAAGCUUGGAAGUCGCCCUUCUACCAAUGGAGGAUACCGAUUCGGCCAGCUCAGCCAGAACUCGUUCUUCACUCGCCAUAAUCCUCACCCAAACAGGGUCAGGCACAUCAAAGGUCUUUUAGAUGUGCCUAUCUGUGCUGUGAAUGACAAUGGCUACUUUUCUAGUCCAAAGUACUCCUUGCAAUUCCCUCCAAACGCUUUUAACAACAACAAGAUGAACAACCACGGCAAGGUUCCCGUCAACGCCAUCAACGUUAACUCUCAGCUCCACCCCAUCAAUACCGUGACGGGGCUACAGUACUUCACCGGCCUACAGAGCUACCCCUGGAGGGAAAAGGCCAUCCCCAAAGUCGGCAUGGUUCCUGUAACAGAGGCGUGGAGGGACGAACUCCAGCAGCUUACACGAAUCCUGAUGGGGGAGGAACAACAACAAAAACCGCAGGCUCUUUUGGCACCGAAGGAACCCGAACGACCACGGACCCUUUACUCCGCGGAAACGGGUCGACUUAUACCCCCACCUUCCCGUGCAAUGUCACGUGGGGCUUCCCGGCGUGCAUCUCGACAGGGCGCACGUGAACCACUGUUACGUCACAUAGCAGCACAGCCAGAUAUGGAAAGCAUGGUGUUGUCCAUGCUGUGUCAGAUCCUCCAGACAGAGGACAUUAACGCGGUCCAGGCUUGGCUAUGUUCGGCAGGGGAGCGAGAAAAGACGAUGGUGAUGGACAUGAUAAAAGCGGCCAUGGGGUCUAAGGAGACUUACUACAGACAUGACUACAACCCCGAAUUUAUGGAUGAGCAGAGAACUAUCCUGCCCCCUAUCGGCGAAGGUCAGAAACAAACUAUGCCUGGGGAUAUGGAGAGGACAAUUGACAGGCUCAUCCUGGAGGAUAACGGAGUCCCGGGGGAGCCACAGAUGCAGUCCAUGGGGCCUAAGGCUCCACCCAAACCCGUCAUUACUGAUCAGGAUGAGUUUGAGUUCCUCCCGGAAGUGCUAGGUUUCCAGGAGGUAGGAGAACUUACGACCAAUAUCCGUCCACCAGUAAGCGAAGCAUUCAAGAAACAAUUCUCACGCCCGCCGACCAAUGCCGGAAGACGGUCCCCAAUCAAGACCGAGGCUCCACCUGCCCCAGGAACCUCGUUCCGGUUUACCACAUCCGCGCAGGGCAAAAGGGAAGAUGCUGCAGCUAACCAAUCAAAACCAGCGCCAGUAGAUCAACAACGAGCGGAUGUGACAAGCCCUAAUACAUUUUAAUAUCAAACAAGUACAAGAGACAAUCUAACCAUUUUGUAAAAUGAACACUUUACUGCUGAUUCGAGGAGAGAUACAAGAACGUCCUGUUAACAAAUGGAACUUAUACACUGUACUUGUUUGAAUAUUUUUGCAUUGAAGAUCACUUAAUAUUUUCGUAUUAAAGAUCACACAAGAUUGACCAGGACUUGUUUAGGCUGGGUUUCUGGAGGUUAAUUUGUGUUAUAUUUUUUGAUCAAGAUUGACCUUUAACCUUCUCAUACAGGACAAAUAUAAGAGUGAACUAUUCGUUCUUAAUAUUCUAAAUAUUACUGACCUUCAUAGGUAAAAAUCUACAUCGAGGCCCUACCUUAUCAUUUAAGAUUACAGGUCAUUAUUUUAUUGUUGGAACAUGAACAGGGUAUUUUCUGAAUGGUAUAACUGAAAAUGACUUAAAAGUGAGUCCAGAUUAUAAUUUAUUGAUAAAUUGAAAUAUGUUAUCAAAUGACAUAUUUAUCAUUGAUCAGGCCGUUUUUUUCUCACAGUUAUGAAUGUGAAGCAUACAUAUAGUUAAGACAGAAACAGUAUUUCCAGGUUUGUAUAAGUAUAAGAAACUGAGGAUUUGCCCUAUUAAAUAUACGAAACGUAUUUCAACUGAGUGGUGGAAAUAACGGUCUGGUAAUGAAACAAGUCGUCGACGUUUUGACAUUUAUAUUGGAACUGCACAAACUUAUAACCACAUUGACACAAACUUGUAGAUGUUUUACGAUCUUAAAUUAUUUUAUAUGUUUUUGCAUACUUUAAUAUGUCUGUUUUCAUGUGAUAAAACACAUUUAAUAUCAUUGUAACACAACUGAUCAUGUUUUAUUACCACUGUCGUACUGUGUGACCAUGUGUUAGAUAACAUACUCGCUAUGAAAGGGAGGUAACUUCUUGAAAGGGAGGUAACCUCUCACAUAAACGCCGUCCAAGGAAUCUGUGAUAUAUUUUGUAUAUAUAUAUAUAUAUAUUAGAAUUAGAAAACAAAUACUAUAAUACAUAAGUUAUUGUUAUGCGCCUUUACAACAGUAUUACUUAUAUAGGUCUGUUUCGUCUAGUUUUUGUGAUGUGUUUAUUGUCGUAUAUAUAUACUUUGUAAAUGUGUAUAUAUAAAUCUGGGACGAGACAAAAGGCUGUGUGAAUGAGAAUGCUCAAGGCAAAUCCUAAUUACAAUAAAUACUGUACUUGCUCAACUGUUAUAUAUCCGUGACAUUAAACGCUGCAGUGUUGUAUCAUCA